CGUCAUAGGCUCAUGGCUCCACGGUUCGGCUGAAAUAGCGUUACGAGCUCGCUUCUGCUGCCUUGGCCCAAGCUCUUCCCAUUGAGCAUCAGCGAUGGUCUGGUCGCUGCAGUCUUUGGGUGCGGCACCGGAUACCUCAUUGCUCCCGAUACCUUUGUCACUGCCGGGCACUGUGUUUAUCGCAAAGGUCUCGGUCGUUGCACGGAAAUGCAAACAUAUCCAAGAUCUCCCAUCUCGACGUCGACGAUCUCCCCACCCUCACACGCUUUUCUCACUUCGCUCAGCUCGCUCAAACCUUCACCCACUCCAAAAUCUCCCAUCUCGACGUCGACGAUCUCCCUAUCCUCACACGCUUUUCUCGCUUCGCUCAGCUCGCCCACCGGCACCUAGCAAGCGUCUCUCCGAAGAGUACCAGUCUAAUAAUUCCGUCCUCUCCAGCCUAGCCGUCUACAACGCCGACCUCAUCCCUAACGUAUCUUCCUCCUACCAAAACCUCGACACCUUCCCCCGUCUAGCUCUCAUCGCGCCAUUAUCUACCGAUCAUCAUAUCGAACACAAAAGCAUCCGGCCGAGAAGGCCAAUAUUUCGCUAGGCCCAAACGGAGGCAUUCCGAUCCAUACACGGGAGCGUUCCUGAAUGGUGUUGACGGUUCCAUCAUCAGAGAUGCGCAGCGGACGGCCUCUCCCUCAUAUCGCAUGCUGAUCUUCACGAUAGCUGUCAGGGGUAUUAGCAGUGAUACGUCGAGAGGAGGGAUUAAGCUUGGAUCUGAGGUCACUUACAGCGAAAUUUGCCGCCGUCG
Molecule: messenger RNA, 799 nt
Organism: Neurospora tetraspora
Lineage: Eukaryota; Fungi; Ascomycota; Sordariomycetes; Sordariales; Sordariaceae
Exons: 2
Coding region: 95-592 (165 amino acids)
Source: RefSeq, a predicted model, not a curated record